Talaromyces stipitatus ATCC 10500 is the source of this 861-nucleotide messenger RNA. RefSeq names its product thioredoxin, putative. Bases 1 to 861 code for a protein of 286 amino acids. The record is from RefSeq and is a predicted model, not a curated record. The transcript has 2 exons. Gene Ontology annotation, molecular function: 2 iron, 2 sulfur cluster binding. NCBI's taxonomy places the organism in Eukaryota, Fungi, Ascomycota, Eurotiomycetes, Eurotiales, Trichocomaceae.
AUGUCGACUCUUCAAGAUAUUACCUCUGAAUCCGAGUUCGCUCAACAUCUCUCCUCCCUUCAUCCUUCUGCCCUUUUAGUCCUCUCAUUCCACACCCCAUGGGCGGCACCAUGCACCCAGAUGCGCACAAUCCUCAGCACUCUCGCUGCAGGAUAUCCAGUCACAUCGCCACCAACCGUCUCCUUCGUUAGCGUAAACGCCGAAGAACUUCCAGAUAUAUCUGAAGAAUACGAUGUCACUGCAGUGCCAUUCCUAGUUUUAAUCCGCGACAAGAAGGUACUCGAGUCUAUAAGCGGAAGCGAUGCAGUCAAGGUUCGCGAUGCUAUUGAGCGCCACGCCGGUAAAACUUCAUCAUCCGUGCCUGGCUCGAAAUCGACUAUCCCUCCUGCUCUUAGUGCCACCCCGCGUGAGCCCGUUGCUUCGGGCGCAGUUACAGAGACCCCCGCCAGCGCUGGUACUGCCCCUGCUAAUGCUCCACCUUCUGUCGCCGCCGCUGCUGCUGCACCAGCUACCUCGGCCGAAGAAACCAAAGAAGCUUUAUUUGCACGUCUUGCCGAACUCGUCAAAGCCGCUCCAGUCAUGCUUUUCAUGAAGGGUACACCCAGCGAACCCCAGUGCGGUUUCAGUCGCCAGCUUGUCGGAAUACUGCGAGAGAACGGAGUGAAGUAUGGAUUUUUCAAUAUUCUUGCGGAUGAAGAUGUACGCCAGGGCUUGAAGGAGUUUGCCGAUUGGCCUACGUUCCCUCAGUUAUGGGUUCAGGGCGAACUUGUUGGAGGAUUGGAUAUUGUCAAGGAGGAACUCAGCGCCGAUCCUGAUUUCUUGAAAGCUUAUGCUGUUCAAAGGCCGACUGCUACGGCAUAG